Messenger RNA from Nothobranchius furzeri (turquoise killifish), 2053 nucleotides. Its product is annotated as proteasome subunit beta type-11-like. NCBI's taxonomy places the organism in Eukaryota, Metazoa, Chordata, Actinopteri, Cyprinodontiformes, Nothobranchiidae. Gene Ontology annotation, cellular component: proteasome core complex. The record is from RefSeq and is a predicted model, not a curated record.
UUUUAUGUCUCAAAGAGAAUGAAACAUUGGUUAAUGCUGAUGAUGGAUGGAAUUAGGCGAUCACACACAAACAUGAGCCCCGCCCAUCUCCUGGUCUACAUAAAUGUUUCUGCAGAGACACACCACAGCUCCGCAGUGUGAGGUAGACAUCUGACACUGAAGUUAGUGUUUUUGAGCUUUUUCUGUGAGAAUCAAAGAAAUAUCUAAAGUAAUUUUUCAAUGGCUUUGGAGGACCUGUGCCAUUUCAGGGACAUCUUUCAAGAGGACAUAACCACAGAGAGAUUUUCAAUGCCAUUUGAACUAAAGGAAGCCGGUCUGUCCUUCACAAAUAACAGAAACCUGUUACAUUUUUAUAUACCAGAGGUAGAGUAUCUGGAUGAAAGCCCUAUCCAGUUUGGUCAAAUCAACCUGAUGCAGAGCGCGAGCGCCAUCUCAUCACAAGAGUCCCCCUCAGCAUUCCCCUUACCUACAAACCUCCCAUUUACUUCCUCUCAGACUGUGCCUCUUCCCUUCCCCAUGGCCCACGGGACCACCACCUUGGCCUUCAUGUUUCAGGGUGGUGUGCUGGCAGCCGCAGACACCCGCUCCAGCUGCUCUGGCCUUGUGGCGUGCCCGGCUUCCCAGAAGAUCCUGCCCAUUCACAGUCACCUGGUGGGGACCACCUCGGGAACUUCAGCUGACUGCAUGCUUUGGAAGCGGAUUCUGGCUCGAGAACUGCGUCUUUACCAACUCCGCCACAGUCGCCGUUUGUCUACGAGAGGAGCGGCCAAGCUGCUUUCACACAUGCUUCACCCCUUUAAGGGGACUGAGCUCUGUGUGGCUGCCACACUCUGUGGAUGGGAUGGAGGAGAGCUGGAUGAUGAGUGCCAUGACCAUGAAGAGAGUGCAGGAACCACAAAGACUCAAAAACCUGACCUGGGCAUGACAGUAGGUCCCUCACAGGGCUCCUCUUUUACUCCACAGGACAGGUCCAGAAAAGCACGUCUCUCUGGACCCAGGCUGUUUUAUGUAUGCAGCGACGGCACUCGUCUGGAGGGAACGCUCUUCUCCGUGGGUUCAGGGUCCCCCUAUGCCUACUCUAUCCUGGACCAAGGUGUUCGGUGGGGUCUGACUGUGGAAGAGGCCACAUCGGUAGCAAGAGAGGCUGUGUACAGAGCCACCCACAGGGAUGCUUAUUCAGGAAACUUUGUGGAUGUCUUCCACAUCACCUCAAAGGGAUGGACUCGUAGAAAGCGUGAGGACUUGAAAGAAGAAUACUACAGAGAAAAGGAAAGGCAAAGACUUGAGAGAAAGACACAACAUGACAUUCUCAGAGCAAACACAAGCAGCAGACACAAACCAUCUUGAGGAGAAAAAACAAUAAAAGAACAACAAACAUUGGGGAGUAUUUUGGAGCGACUAGACAGCGUCUAUGGAGCAGACUUUAAAUUAAUGAACAAGACAGUCAGUCACAUCCUCCCAGCUAUUCCUCAAAUGAUUUGGUCAUGAAUAUUGUUCCAUUUAAUAGACGGCCUGUUUUGUUUGAACUGAUGAUAAAAUGUGCUCUAAUGCUCUAACAGCGCGCUGCUGGCUGCCAUUUUGAUGUAGAUGUUUAAAGAUUAUAAAUCGUUUCAUCAUGUGAAGUAUGAGAUAAUUACUACCUACUCAAGCAUGUCGAUCAGGCACAUAAACAGAGAAAAGCAGACAGCCAGCCUGCAGGCUGAGGAUCAUUGUUCUGAUGAAUACGAGGAAACACUCGACUGUAGCAACAAGCAGGAAGGAGCUGGGAACUGAUUUGUGUCUACCUUCAGAAUACUUCCCAAUUUACUUUGGCACAUCAAUAAAUUAAUGAAUAAAUUAAAUUUGGCUGAACUAAACUUGGCUGUUCCCUUUGUUUGGUCAUAAAUAAAGAUCAUUAUUCAAAUUAAAUUGACUUAGUAGAAAAAACCUAGUUUAUUCUCAGUGUUUAGCUAUGCCUUCUUAAAUUUUAGAUGCAAGUGCCGAAAGGUUUCCAGGGAAACUUCAUGUAGAAUAGAUUUAGAGCGCAUGGAUCCUGAUGAGACAAAAUGUUGUU